Varanus komodoensis (Komodo dragon) is the source of this 978-nucleotide messenger RNA. Its product is annotated as taste receptor type 2 member 40-like. The transcript has 3 exons. Gene Ontology annotation, biological process: detection of chemical stimulus involved in sensory perception of bitter taste; G protein-coupled receptor signaling pathway; sensory perception of taste. Gene Ontology annotation, cellular component: membrane. The record is from RefSeq and is a predicted model, not a curated record. Gene Ontology annotation, molecular function: G protein-coupled receptor activity; bitter taste receptor activity. Lineage: Eukaryota; Metazoa; Chordata; Lepidosauria; Squamata; Varanidae.
AUGUCCUGCAAGAAGUGCCUUGAAAACUAUGGGAGGACAGAUCUGGAUGUUAUCCUUGAAGAGUACCACUGGAAGGACCUCUCAAACAUAACUGAUGACCUGUGGAUAUCGGUGGCAUCAAGCAAGACGAGACAACAGCCAGUGGAUUACAUCGACUGGGUGAAAAAGAAAAGGCUUCCAACCUGCGACGUCAUCCCGAUGUGCCUCAGUUCAUCCCGGCUUCUCCUCCAAGGAACUGUUCUGCACUGAGCACUCUUCCCAGAGAAACACAAGUGGAAUGUGUUCAGAACACGCUCAGUCCUACUGGUGUUGUCCAGCACAGCUUGUCUUUGGUUCGCUGCUUGUCUCAGCGCCUUCCACUGCGCAAAGAUUGCCACCUUCACUCAUCGCUUCUUCCUGCUAAUGAAGCUGAGAAUCACCGAGAUGGUCCCCCAGCUGCUUCUGGGGUCCGUCUUGGUCUCUUUGAUGUCUUCCCUCCCUUUCAUCUGGAUGGAUUACAGUGCUCACCUCUGCAACUCCACCAGGAGCCAUCUGAAAAAUGCCACCUUUGAAAGCCCCAUUGGAAACAUCUCCUACUUCAAGGUUUUCAGCAUGUACCUGACUUGGGCUAUAAUUCCCCUUCUGCUCUUUCUAGCAUCUUCUACCCUGCUAAUUGCCUCUCUGUGGAGACACACCAGGCAGAUAAGAGACAGCGCAGCAAGUUUCAAGGAUCGGAGAACCGAUGCUCACAUCACCGCCAUUAAAUCUCUGAUCUCUUUCCUAAUGCUCUACAUCUGCAGCUUUGUAGCCAACAUUCUGCUGGGAUUCCCUUCCUGCCGAGCUAGAAACAGAUGGAAAUAUAGAAUCUGUACACUUGUGAUGGCUGUAUGCCCUUCAGUCCAUUCCAUCCUUUUGAUUCUCCUCAAUAUUCGUCUGAAGCUGGCUCUCAAAAGCUGCCUGCUUUACAUGAAAUGCCAUUGUAGAAAAGGCUAUUGGUAA